Molecule: messenger RNA, 615 nt
Organism: Symbiodinium pilosum
Lineage: Eukaryota; Dinophyceae; Suessiales; Symbiodiniaceae
Source: the annotation of a GenBank genome assembly
AUGGGGCGCUACCGCCGUGUCUGCAAUCGCCACAAGAGGCCCGACAAGGGAGGAACGGUCUUCGCGGCUGUCGAUCCGACAGGGGUAUGGAGGUACCCGGCACAGUGUGCACAGGAUGCGACCACUGUGACUGUGGUCACCCCACCUCCGGGCGCGAUGCUCCCCAACAAUACCCUGCUGUACUCGCGGCACGGGGACAUGAACUCCAAGCUCGCAGGCGGCGAUGUUGACGGUGACCUCUGCCAGGUGUCCUUUUGGGAUGGGCUGGUGGAAUUGCUGCGGCAAACCGAGGCCGACGUUGAGGCGCAGGAGUUGAAGCGAGUCGAGGAGGAAGCGCUAUCACGAAUUCCCAAAAGGAGAACGNNGAUUGGAGAGGGAGCACCGGAGGAAGAGUUGCAGAAGUCCCUCCGAGCAGUGCACACUCUGGCCUGCAUGGCACAUCGAGCCAUGGACGCGCCCAAGAAGUUCUCCACGAGGGAGUUCUGGCGCACUAUGCGGGCAGUUGCCGUGGAGCUGGGGGACGGCAUCCGAUCGUCGCAAGUGCUGCACCGACGACUGGCCGUCUCCAGCAUCGCCGACGUACCCGACAAGUCCAACGUCCUGCUGCAGAAACUA